AUGGACCUGAGGGACAACCGCGUGAAGCUCUGUUGUCGGCGCCAGCCCGGUUGGGUUCUGCAGCAGGAGAUCGAGUCUCGGAGCGUGCUGGUCAAGUCCCUGCUGAGACAGUGCGAGGCGCUGUGCGCGGGAACGAACGCGGCUGGCAAGAAUUCGGCCCCGAGUCUGCCGCAGCUGCCACCGUCCCAUGCCAAGCCGGCAGUCGCGCAGCAGCAGCAGCAGACAGCCCGAGACAGCGCCGCCGAGUGUCCCGCGUCCUCGCUCCAGCCGUUGUUCGCCAACGAUGCCCAGCGGAUCCGACGCGUCGCCGCGAACCUCGAGAAGCGUUGGCACGCCCUGUGGCUCCGUUCUCUAGAGUGGCAGUGCCUGCUGGAACAGCUUCUGCAGGGGUCAAGGGGUCUCUGGGAGACAGGCAGUGACUGCUGCUUUGGUGAUGAGCCCAAGACCAAGCAGCCGCGCUUGAGCUGUGAAUGGGACGGCAGCAGCAGCACAGCAAGUGACAGAACCAUGGAAAUCGGCAGCAGCAGUAACAACGGAACCAAGGAAACCCGCGCUGAGGACCAGCUGACCUCCGUCGUUGUACCUCCAACAGUCUCUGUGCCACCCGCAAGGCUUGAGAAGGGCGUCAUGGUUGGGCAGACGGGCAUCAUGGACCUUAAGUUGGCCUGCAAAGGGGGGCGGCGCUUCGAGGUGCUCCACGAUGUUGGCUAUUCGAGUGAGAGCUCGACGCAGCUCUCCAGCGAAGACUGCAUCCGGAUCUACAGCUACUCUCCGGAGCUGGCAGAAUCAGUUUUCCGGGAGUAUCGCGACGGCUUGGCAAGGGAUGGCAUCGACGGGUGUGGCACCGGCGGCAUCAAUGGCAGUGCUGACUUGUACAAGAUGGCUGAUGGAGAAGAGUACGAGGAAGGGGAGUAUGAGGCAUCACCGCUUAUUCAGUCAAACGUCUCGAACGUCGACUUCUACAAGAUGACACUGCUUGAAGAAGCACCGUUCUCGGACCAUAAUGGAGAUGAUGUCAUGGGUGCUGCAGGGCAGCUGGAUGACGAAAGCUCAGAACGAGUUCGGCGCUGGCUUCAGAACUGUGAGUCAGCGCCUUUGACUUCAGCGUCCGCUGAAGAGGAGGAAGAGGACACAUCCGUGACAGGAGGCAAUGAGGGUCGCGUUGACAGUUCUUGCGAUGCCAGCGGCGAGUACACAACGAACGAUGAAUCCGAAGAGCCUGGUGAUGAGUCCGACGGAGCUGCCUCAUCUCGCCAUUCUUCUCGUGGCAGCAGCAGUCAGGGCCUGGACACUUCGCGAAGUAUGUCGCUUCUCAGCAAGUCGGGCACUGGCUCUGUGGAGACCGUCGUACAGGUUGGCUCUGCCCUCUCUGAAGGGGACGCAGCAGCGCCGAGAGUUGUCUUGCGCCAGGGCCUGCGCAAGAAACGCUCGCGUGAGCGUCCCUGGAGCGUUAUCGAGCUAGGUCCGUGUGGAGCUCUGCAGCUGUGCCCACACUCGACGUCCGAGACAGCUCUGAACUUGCUGGCAUCUACAUCAACAGUGAAGGCACAGAGUCGGCCACGUACGAGCUCAGUGGGUGUUCAAAAGGACCCCUCAUCGCCCGAUCGCCGACCACAGAGGUCUCGUGGACUGCGGGGAUUGCGCUCUGGCUCAAGCUCAGAAGCCCUGUCUGGCUCUUCAUCGGCGCACAAGCGGCAGAAAAGUGGCGACGACAGCGGACGCCGCCUGAGACGGGCCUCCGCCACUUCCCUUUCAACAGGCACCACCGGCUCUCUGCAGAAUGUGUCUUCAUCUUCGGGCACAGAGAACUACCAGGACUGCCUUCCGUACAUCAGCUCCAAGAGCCACCUGUUCUCGCGGGCACCCACCCUGGCCCACGUAGAGGAGCAGAGCUCAGUCUCGGACCAGGUUUGGGAUGAUUACCAGGACCCACCGUACUUCAGUGAGCCCUACUCCGAGCAGACUGCGGAUGAGGAUCAGGUGAAGAAGCUGCUAGACUUUGGAGACGACUACUGGGCCUUCAUCGGGAGCCCGUCGGACACUUCCUCGCUUAGCGGCCAGCCCAGAGACCUCCCAAGACGAUCCCCGCACAAGGGCCGCCCUGCCACGAAGCCUGGGGGCACUACAGAGUUUGACUCGGAUUCAGACAUCGAGGACCUUCACCACCUGUUGGGCCAGAGCACUCGUGCUUAUACCUUCAUUCGCAACAGCCUGCACAAGAUCGCUGCCUCUGGCAUGGAUGCUCCUCAGGGGCCUCGGGAGAAAAUGUCACCACCCAAGUUUGCGGAGCUGGUAGCCACCUGCCAGACCAACCUGCACUGGUUGAAGAUGAUCCGCAUCCACCUCCAGAAUGGAGAGGACUCACCGCAGCUACAAAAGCUCAUCAGUCAGUGGGAGGCCCUGGUGAGGGAACUGCAGGACGCCAGCAGCGGCCAUGCCGACGUGCUCCAGAGCAUUCACACGCUUCGCGAAGAGCUGAGCAACCUUACCGCGCUCGUCAACCGCCCUCACCCAAUGGCGAUGCCCGAGGGAGACUGUGCCAUGCCGCUGUAUGACUUCCAGGCUGUCGAACGGAGAGCACAGGAACUCAAGGUGGCGCUGGCUUCACUGCACGAUAUCCGCGACGCCCUGUUGGAAGUGAAAGUGAAAGCCCACCGGCUUGUGCUAGCGGCUGCGGUGAAGAUUUUGAUUUGGCCAUUGAAGCACAUCCAGGCCCUGUACUGCCAGUGGGAUGACGCCUACGAACAGUUGAGUGUUGCAGCACCUUUUGUUUGUGCCACCAUGCACACACACAAGGAAGAAGUGCUUUGUGCCAGUACUGAGGCGCUGCUUCUUGGCCGUGUUGGCGCAGGCUUCAUCCCGUUGCAUCCGAACUGGGCAUAUUUCUGCAAAGGGAGUGUGAUGGCCUUGACAAUGAAGACACCAUGGUGCCCAAGCAUCAGUGCCACGAUGUCGUUCAAAGUCUUCCGAGAGAAGCCGCCCUGUGACCCUCUGUGGCUGGACCUCAUGGACAAGACGUCCGAGCUUGGAGGGUCCAACUGGCUCCUUACGUCCGGGCAGCUCAUGAACUGUGGAGCUGGCGCCUGCUUUGCCGCGUGGGAUGCGAGAAAUGAUGCUGUAGCGCCGUGGGCCAUCGUGCGUAUAUACCCUUGUCGAGCGAGGCAUUUCGAAUGCACCUCGAGCUGCUUUAAGGAUACGCAUUAUUUAGUUGGGCGCCCUGGAAAAGAGCUCAUCAGUCAGUGGGAGGCCCUGGUGAGGGAACUGCAGGACGCCAGCAGCGGCCAUGUUCGAGUUGGGUCGACAAGUGACGAGAAGGCCAUGCCGAAAGGUGCGUCGAGCCAGGCCGACGUGCUCCAGAGCAUUCACACGCUUCGCGAAGAGCUGAGCAACCUUACCGCGCUCGUCAACCGCCCUCACCCAAUGGCGAUGCCCGAGGGAGACUGUGCCAUGCCGCUGUAUGACUUCCAGGCUGUCGAACGGAGAGCACAGGAACUCAAGGUGGCGCUGGCUUCACUGCACGAUAUCCGCGACGCCCUGUUGGAAGUGAAAGUGAAAGCCCACCGGCUUGGUGCUAGCGGCUGCGGUGAAGAUGUUGAUUUGGCCAUUGGGAAGCACAUCCAGGCCCUGUACUGCCAGUGGGAUGACGCCUACGAACAGUUGAGUGUUGCAGCACCUUUUGCAGGUUGUCGCCGCGACGUUUCGCUGGUGCCGGUGCACGACUCCCGGACUCUUGCGAGAGGAACCAGUGUCAGACGCGCGCCCGGUCGAGUCGGCCCGCUUCGCCCUGUCCCGUUCUGCUUUUCGUUCGCCCGACGUACCCGCUUGGCCUUCGCCGCACGUCGGAGCGGCACCAAGCUGACUGAGUUGCAAAAGAUGCAGAGUGAGCGGAAGAUGCUGAAAGAUUCACCUCCAGAAUGCCCAGAUGCUGCAAAGGCAUUGUUGCAGGGCCAAGCAGGAGUCCCAAGUUCACUGGAGAAGCCUUCAACAAGCAGAAAAGCCGGCACCCUGACUGAGCAGUCCCGCAGCCAGAUGGCAACAAAUGGCAUGUUGGCGGCACAGGGCACAUCGGGAGACUCGACAGGGGCUGGCAGCCGGCGGAAGCGUCUCUGGCGGGUGCUCAAAGCUGCGCUGCCCGUCCAGGUGGCGCUAGUGCUGCUUUACUGCGUUGCCUGUCUCCUAGAACCACACUGCUGUGACCUGCUCAACAACUUCCACACCUCGUUCGGACCACAGCUCAGAUACACACACGGGCCACCGCCUAUUUAAGUGUCAAUGGAGGAGCGCCCCCAGUUGCACAAUUUGACGCAUCCGCUUGCCUAGAAUGAGCCCCGCAGUGCAACGGGGUCCAAGAUGACCCGCACGGAUCUCUUGACUGGCCAGACUGAUCCAUGACCCUGCAUCCAUCCAACAAGGCAAAGCAUCCUUCCCCAGCACAUUGCAUUGAAUGGUCACGGAGAGGAGAAGCCCACACAAAAACACUGCCACAAAUGAUCCACCUCGAAAAGCAACGAGCAGCCUCAUUUCGCUCGGGACAUCACUUGAUUCAUUGUGCUCUCUUGUGUGUUCAGGUUGCUUUUUCUUUUGUAUUUUUAUUUUUCUGUGGUAUCUCGUUUGUGCGUACUCAUCAUGCCUCUGUUAUCGUAAUGCAAAGUGAGGUGGUGCAUCAACAUUUCUCGCAUGCAUUUUCUUAGAGUUAUCACAACGCACGUCAUUAUAGUAUCGUUGCACACAAGGCAUACCAGUAUGAAAGACUUCAUUAGAAGAAGUGUCUGUAGAAAGUGCAAGAAUAUUGAAAACAAAUAUGACACACACUACAUAGAAUUAGGAGCGACCCUUGGUCUCUUCAGGCAAGUGGUUUGAAAUUCAUUGCUUCAAUUUAUCGAAGUUCAUAGUUUCAUUGUUAUUUAUUUUUAACAGAUCUUGUGACACUUUGCAGUUAUUGCGCAAGCUAAAAACGUAGGUGUGCUAAUGGCUAUUGAAACAGCUAUUUCUUGCUUCUUUUAGUCACCAGUCAUUAUUACUUGCGUAUGCAAAAAUCAAGCCCUCCAUUGAUAUUAGCGGAUGCUCUAAAAGGGUGUCAUGACAAGACUGCCGCAUCGCAUUGAUCAUGUCCUUCACAUAUUCAUCAUUGCAUCUGGUAGAAGAAUGUAGCAGAUGUUCUACUGCAUGUCUUGUUUGUCAGUUCUGGCGACAAUUGAGGCAGCAGUUGCAUUUUUUUUUCUUUUUUUAUUUCAUGGUGAUGUAUGUAUUCACCAUGUAGCUGUGUUGUCUUCAUAGGAUCGUACAUAUCGGAGUUGUGUCCAGUGUGUGACAUAGCUCUGUGGCUAUCACUGUUGGCGUUGAGUGUUUGGCUGUGUAUGAUUUUCUGGUGUUGCUUUGCGAUUAGGGUUGCCACGUUUGUUGUGGGGCGAAAAAAAAAGCAACCAUGGGAGUCUGCUGUGGUGGUGACUGGCGUUAGAUUUGCCGCGAAAAUGUAUCGUGCAUUCAACUGAAACAAAAUUACCAAGUUAUGUGCAACAUCGAUUGCAGAUGAAAACAAUUCAAAGUAAAGAAAGGUGGUGCACUUUCUCCAAUAUAAGUGUUGCGAGGGCUGAGAAACUUAAUUAGCUCAUUUUACUGUGUCUUCUAACUUGCUGUUUUUCUACCUGAUCGGUUCUGUUAGGACAUGGUUUGUCAGUCAUUCACCAAGACACGAUUGGAAAGUUGACAAUGCCGGUAUCGGCAAAAUACCGCCAGUGCCAGUUAAAAGGUAGAAAGUGGUACCCUUUUUGCAAUGCAAGGCAGUAGCGCUUUUUUAAAAAAUGCACUUUGAAUAAAUUAUGGUAGCAAAAAAUCAUGAAAUAUAGGUAUCACUUUCAAAACUGCUCACCAGCCUGCUGAUAGGAAACAUUUUCACCCCACGUGAUAGGACUACUAUAGAUAUAGUAGCUUGCUCUUAAUGAGGGGAAGAAUGUUAAAACACUGCCCGCAGGGCAUUUUCGGCGCACUUGUUAUGCCAGUGAAGAUUACUGAUAAAGCCAGUACACUUCCGUGGUAGUAGGCAAGUUUUUUUUUUUUUUUUUUUUCAGUUACUGUUACUAUGCUUUUUUUUCUUUUUUUUCCGUGAGACAGGGGCCAAAUCAAGUUUUGAACAUGUAUUGCAUGCAGGUUUUUCAUGUCGGUGAAUUCGUUAAGCGCUUAGUUCAUUGUCCUUGUCUUGUUCUGCGGUGUUAAUACGCGCACAGUGUUUUGUGCAGUAGCAUGGCAUGGAGGAGAAGGUUUGUAUGGCAUGCUUUCUUGUUUUUCUUUCUCCUGUUGCAUUAGGUGUGUCUUUUGAUGCAUAUUAUGGUGUAGCUGUUGCUGUUUUUGUAGAUUUUCCAUUAUUCUCUGGAUUCCCAAUCAGAGCAUCUUGUGAGAAAUCAUGCCGAGGUCUAAAACUUUCAUUCUCACACUUGUUUUCCGGUGUUCUGGCAUCAUUGUCAAGAGUUUGAGACAGGGUGUCCAAAGACCUUUAAAUCAUAGGCAUCUUGAAACAAUAACUUUCGCUACCGAGGUUGGGUGCUUCAGCUGCUCACCGUUGUGACUGGCAGAUUUCCUCUUUUGUCACUAUAAUGUAGCAUAAUGGUAAAGUUCUUGCACACAAGUUCCUGUUCACAUACUGAACUGACGUGCCUCUGACCCCUUAUCUUAAUCACAUGCAUCUCCACUGUAGAUCUUACCAGUAUGCAUCUUUGAAACAAUAAUUGAUGUUUUUCAGGUUUAAAUGUUUGCUGUUAUUAUAAGGAGCUGCGUGUUAUACACUGCAUCAAAAUUAUAUAAAAACUUGAAUAUUUGUGAGCAGGCUUGCUGUAAAGUGGAAAAAAAAUUGUGUUCAGCUCUCUAGGGUUUCACCUAAAGAUUCAAUGCAUUGAUAUGCAGUUCGUACCCAUCAUCAAAAAAGUUAGCUCAACUUUCUCUUUGUUUUAUAUAUAUAACAAUACUUGAGUACCUUGAGAGAAGUUUAUUGUGCCUUAUUCCCACCAUAUGACGCAUGUUAUUUAAAAAGAAUGAACUAUUAGGAUCUGGACAAGUUAUCUUAAUGCUUUCCAGAUGAGAAUAUUGCAGUGCAUUCAGAUUGUGUUGUGAAACCUGUUUCCUCAUUUUUUUGGUGAUGGCUCUGCUUGAGGAAGUUGCUUGGAAUGAUAAAGUAGGCCACAAAUUGCCUUGAUGCUGUGAUUGCUGCAGCUUACCCUCAGCUGUGGAGGAAAUAUUUUUCUACUGAAUAGUACACACAAUGCCUGUGCUCAUUAUAUUGGUGUACUCCAGUCUCCACAAAUGGAUGACUACACAUGUUUGCCUCAUCCUGUGCUGUGAACUAGAGAAACUUGGGAAAAAACAAACAAAAAAAAAACAUGCAGUUUAUCAAUACUAUUUCCUAUAGAGCUUGUUGAUAUUUUUUAAAGUCGUGCAAAUGGCCACAUCUUGUUAUUCUGUUGUUGCAGACUGUAGUCCACUUUCUCACUGGGAAUCAUUUCUUUUUCAGAUGUUUUUGUUAGAGCAUGUUUAUUAUUUCUCUCUAUUUGAUGAUGUGGUCAAGCAUCCUUUUUUUUGUUGAAGAUAUCCAUUUCAAGUCAAAACAGCCCACAGUGGCAGAUUAAUUUUUUUCUUUUACUUUCUCGUAGUAUUUAUUGCACAAUUUCGUGCCGCCUUGAAUCACGAUUUCGGUAAGUGCAAAAUGUCAACGCAAGCUCAUUGCGAAGGCAGGAUUUGUGCUUUGCGUUGGCACUGUCUAGUCAGAGCAAAAAAAUUCUCGCCACUUGUUUCUUCUUAUUCUUUUUUUUUUUUUUUUUGUCUCUAUGAAACAAGCCUAUUUACAACCUAAAUGACUCUAUGAAAAACAGAUAAGGUUUUAGACGCGUUGAAUGUCUCACAGAUGCUCUUUCAGAAACAGAGCUCGCAUUGUUUUCCAGUGCUGCUGUUUCUGAUGCAGUUGGCCAGCACCAUGCAGAACGCAGGUGCUACACUGUAUGCUAUGUACGACUUCACUAGUGGCCUUUCUAGAUGUGUGGAAUAAAGUGAACAUUAUUGUCCAA
Molecule: messenger RNA, 8051 nt
Organism: Dermacentor silvarum
Lineage: Eukaryota; Metazoa; Arthropoda; Arachnida; Ixodida; Ixodidae
Exons: 25
Coding region: 1-4266 (1421 amino acids)
Cellular component (GO): membrane
Source: RefSeq, a predicted model, not a curated record